Messenger RNA from Sclerotinia borealis F-4128, 1917 nucleotides. Lineage: Eukaryota; Fungi; Ascomycota; Leotiomycetes; Helotiales; Sclerotiniaceae. The record is from the annotation of a GenBank genome assembly.
AUGGAUAACCCACCCGCACCAAAAGUCUGUGAUCCAAUACCGGUAUCUUCAAAUGUAGGUCGAGACAGUCAGGCCAAUCCUCGUCGGGCCCCAAAAUCUCGUGAAGGUUGUCAGCGAUGCAAGGCCAAACGCUUGAAAUGUGAUGAGAAGAAGCCGCAUUGCCUUCAAUGCCUCAAGAGAAAGGCAGAAUGUUGCUAUGCUACCCAACGACUAGUCUGGUCGACGAAACAUGAAAAGGUUCUUGUGGGGAACGAUAGACCACUACCAUAUCCGGCAAGAACUCUACAGAGAGAUUUGGGGGUAUAUUUGACAUCUUCCAUGGAUACACCCCCCAGCGAUGCUAAUGUGGAAUUCAAUUUAAAGGAAGAUCAUCCCGAAAUUGUUGAUAAUGAUGAAUCCUGCGAAGGCAGCAGAAGUGGAUCUUCCCAGACGUCCGUCACCACCGCUCAGAGGAAACCUGCUACAGUUUUUACUGACAGCCUUUCCGCCAUUCGUCAUCAAUUGCAAAACUCGAGCGUACCUGAAUUCCUAGUUCAUCUUCCAACAAUGCUCGUGGAAUACUAUUUCGGUUAUAUCUGUGUAAUAUUCUCUUCCUUUGAUGGUAUGCUCAAUCCCUUCCGGUCUACUGUUGGGAAACUCUGGGACGGCUCAGCACCAAUAUACUACGCCAUUCAGAGUAUGGCUGCUGCGUAUCUUUCACAUCAUUUCCCACGCAUGUCUACUGUGGGACUUCAAAUGCAACGAGAGACAUUUAAGUGCUUGUACCAAUCGAGUCGAGCUGGAACGGAAUCUCAUGACAACAUUGACAAAACUCUCCUGACUGUGCUUUUGGUUGGCCAAACCACCGCAUGGCACAAUCCUCGAGAUCUUGGUCUGGCACACCUAAAGACGGCCAAGAGAUUGUACAAACAACGACUGGUCCGUCAAGGCCCGGAAGCGGAUACUAAAAUGCGUCGACAAAAUGAAUUUUUCGAACAGUGUAUUUUGUAUUGGGAUCUGCUUGCAGGAUUUGUCGAAGAUGAAGAAAAUAUCGUGAUGCUAGAAGAUGAGACACCACGGGAAAUCCCAACAAGCUCAACUGCAGAGAAUCACCAAAUAUUUCCGCAUCCUUGGACUGGGGUAGCGCCGAACAUACAAGUUUUAUUCGCCCAUGUAGGGCGAUUGAUUCGAUCCUAUCGAAAGUCAAGGUUCAAUCCACUGUCAAAUAUUGCACUCACUAAUUCAUUUUUUGAUUUUAAUUCGCUGCCUAUUCAACAAGAUGUUUUCCCUAGCAUCGAGUGGGCCAAUAAGGCACGACUCUUAGAAGAACAAAUACUGGCAGUGAAUUUGCCAUCCGAGACAGAACUUAUCGAUGCCGGUGACGAUAAUACCCCCGUUGGGCAGUACAUUCUGCUAGCUGAAGCAUACCGGUGCGCUGCUCUCCUAGAGAUAUAUCGAGUAUUUCCUACUAUCUACCUGAACCGGCAGCCCGACUCUCAGGAGAUUGUAUCUUUGACACCCUCGCAUUCGGCCGAAGAAUUUUUGAUAUCGCUCGCACUACAUAUCAUAUCCCUUCUCGGGAAGAUCCCACCAACGUCAGGAACUCGAUGUCUUCAACCUAUUGUCAUGAUUGUCGCCGCCAGUGAGCUCCGAUUUUCUCCAGCAUCAAUGGAUACAUUUUCUAUGGAUGCAUCAUUAGAUUCAAGUCCAUACGAAUAUUCUGGUCACGGUCAUGGUUCAGCAUCAAGUGGUACAGUGAUGUUAAACAGCAUCACUGACUUCGAAGUGGAUAUUGCGGCAGCCCGUCGGUUCAUUGUUACUCGUUUUCAAGAUUUCAAACUAUCAUUACCUGCGAAACCUAUGACGAAAGCGCUAAUACUUAUUGAAGAGACUUGGGCAAGGGCUGAUCUUGGGCAAGAAGUAUUCUGGAGUAUGUGA